Messenger RNA from Diatraea saccharalis (sugarcane borer), 546 nucleotides. Lineage: Eukaryota; Metazoa; Arthropoda; Insecta; Lepidoptera; Crambidae. The record is from the annotation of a GenBank genome assembly.
ACGAUUCGUCAACGCCUUCAAUAAGUUGGAAAGUCGAUCAAGGUGUUAUAUAAUAUUGUCUGUGAUGUGCCCAACGUCGGUGUGACGUGCGAGUGCGCGGGCGGAGUAUGUAGCGGAGAUGGCGACGGGUUCGCAGCCCGAGGAGAGGACUGCCCUGCGGCAGUACUACGACGACCACGGUCUGCUCUUGUCUACAGAAUGGAUCCUCAAAAUAUUGGCAAUUGUGGGUUGCCUGGUGUCGGGCGCGUGGCUGCUGGGCGGGGGCGGGUGCUCGGGGGCGGGGGCGGGGGCGGGGGCGGGCGCGUGGGCGCGGGCGGGCGCGGGGGCGGUGCUCGUGUGCGCGGGGGGCGCCGCGCUGGUGCUGGCCGCGGUGGCCGCCCGCCUGCCGCCGCGCGCGCCUCUGGCCUGGCUCGUUAUAGACAUAACGACGUUGACGGUGAUGGGCGCGCUGCUGCUGCUGACCGUAGCUGCGGCCGCGGCGCUGUGCGACGCCCGCGCCGUCUCCGACUACUUACUGACGGUGAGAGAUUGCUGACUGCGCUGACU